Molecule: messenger RNA, 333 nt
Organism: Botrytis deweyae
Lineage: Eukaryota; Fungi; Ascomycota; Leotiomycetes; Helotiales; Sclerotiniaceae
Exons: 1
Coding region: 1-333 (110 amino acids)
Source: RefSeq, a predicted model, not a curated record
AUGGGAAAAUACGAGUAUGCAUCCAUGGUCCCUGACCACACAAAUCAACUUGAAGAGGCUAAACUUUGGUUCUAUCAAUCAGGAAAUCACGUCGAAAAGGCACUAAAAGGAAAGUCGAAUGGAGGCAGUGUGGCUCGGAAGCCAAACGAAAGAGGGGGCAAUGCUAUGUAUCGACCAUCAUUCGUGGAAAUGGAAUUUUCAAUUUCGUCUACAAUGACUCGAAUGAUAAGCCCAGGGUUGACAAAGAAGCUAUACUACGAACGAAUCCCAAUUCGGGCCACUCCGAAAGAUGGCAAGGAGCAUCAUAUCUGUUUAAAUGAAACGAAGAAGUGA